GGAAGUAGGCAAAGAAAACAGAGCUAAGGCAGGACCCUCAGCAUCUCCAAACUGACACAAAGCUUUGUGAACCUUGGUUGAGUUCAGGGAGGAAUAGAUAGAACUGUAGGGUGUAAAAGCGCUGAAGUGUCCGCUGUAAAGCUCUGCUGUUGCUGCUAUGAGCCUGUUCAUCUUAUUCUCAGUACUGCUUGCAUCUCUGAGUGGCAGCAGAUGUGCUGUGAUCACUGGGGCGUGUGAUAGGGACGUCCAGUGCGGCAUCGGGAUGUGCUGUGCGGUCAGCCUGUGGCUGAGGGGCCUACGAAUGUGCACACCACAGGGGUUUGAGGGAGACGAGUGUCAUCCGUUCAGCCACAAGGUACCGUUCCCUGGAAAGAGACAGCAUCACACCUGCCCCUGUCUGCCACAAUUAGUGUGCACCAGAUUUAUUGACAGCAGAUAUCGUUGUACCAAAGAUUUCAAAAGUAUAGACUUUUAAAAGCACAGAGCAGAGACAGGGAGAAAACCGAGGACUGCAAGCUAGGAGAAAUGAGUACUUGACAGAAAAAAAUUAUAAACUGGAAGUGCCACGGUCUCUGUUGUUUUGUUUGUCACGUUAAUGCACUUUACACAAUACACUCUUAUCAUUUUUCCAAAAUAGCUGUGGAAACCCUUGAGUGGUUCAGAAAUACAAUGUCAUACAAU
This is a messenger RNA of Hemibagrus wyckioides, 681 nucleotides long. It is a transcript of the gene prok1, whose product is annotated as prokineticin 1. The coding region runs from base 158 to 475 and encodes 105 amino acids. The record is from RefSeq and is a predicted model, not a curated record. NCBI's taxonomy places the organism in Eukaryota, Metazoa, Chordata, Actinopteri, Siluriformes, Bagridae. The transcript is spliced from 3 exons.